UAGUUUGAGAGAAGGGCAAGUGAAGCAGGUGAGAGAGGGAGAGAGAAACGGAGAGAGGGAGGGAGAGUCGACGAUACUUUUCUGCACUUCAGUACACAGGGACACACACACACGGUCUCGGAGGACGACAGGCUCGGAGCCUGGGCAAAGCCGCUGUUGUUCGCACGCUGUGCUCUUUCCUCCCCCUGGCACCGCGCGCGCUCGCCAAGCCGCACUGUUUGGAGAUAGUCCGCGCGGAAAGUUUUUUCUUUUUUUGGGAGCAUACUGUCUGGAGCCGAUUAAUUGUGGCAUCUGUUUUUUUUUUUCUUCUUCUUCUUCUUUUGCGAGGCGGAUGACUUAUUGUUCUUGCAUGUGAGGACUUUAAAGUCAAGCGGAGGAAUUGCCAGUGUGUUUUUUGCACAGAAUGGAAGGUAAAUUGACGAGUCGUUUGUGGCGAGGAUCACCGUGUGGAGCUCUCCGCAGGGUGCAGUCACUGUUAGUUCACCAAACAUCAGACCUGAAGAACUUUCAACUAGUCCGUCACACAAAACGAAGCACUUUUGCAAGAGAUCCGGAUAAAACGAGCAUACUUGUCUGCACUGCAGCGGAAAAGGAAAUCUUAAAUCCACCUGGCCUGCACUGGGAUUAUUGGUCUGAUAUCGUCUGCAGAAAGUGGAUUACAACCUUUGACGGACUGUGCUCCCUGAUCAGCGGCAGUAUGAACCUGGGGCUGAGCUGUGCCUGUCGGCCGGGUUGCUGGUCCUAUGGCAGCGUGUUGGACUCCAGACAUUGUGUGUUUGCACUCACUCUCCUCACGCUCCUCAUGCAGGUGGUGGUGGAGGCCAACUCGUGGUGGUCUUUAGCCAUGAACCCUUUACUGAUCCCUGAGGCCUACAUCAUCGGUGCCCAGCCUCUGUGCAGCCAGCUGGUGGGCCUGUCUCAGGGCCAGAAGAAGCUGUGCCAGCUCUAUCAGGACCACAUGCAGUACAUUGGCGAGGGCGCCAAGACUGGCAUCAGAGAGUGCCAGUACCAGUUCAGACACCGGCGCUGGAACUGCAGCACAGUGGACAACUCCUCUGUAUUUGGACGGGUCAUGCAAAUAGGCAGUCGAGAAACGGCGUUCACUUAUGCCAUCAGCGCAGCAGGGGUGGUGAACGCGGUGAGCCGCGCCUGCAGAGAGGGGGAGCUCUCCAGCUGUGGGUGCAGCCGAGCGGCUCGCCCCAAAGAUCUGCCGCGGGACUGGCUGUGGGGCGGCUGUGGAGACAACCUCAACUAUGGCUAUAGGUUCUCCAAGGAGUUUGUGGAUGCACGCGAGAGGGAGAAGAGCUACCCGAAAGGAUCAUAUGAGAGUGCACGACUGCUGAUGAAUCUGCACAAUAACGAGGCGGGGAGGAGGACGGUGUCUGACCUUGCCCACGUGUCCUGCAAGUGCCACGGGGUGUCAGGCUCCUGCAGCUUGAAGACCUGCUGGCUGCAGCUGGCAGACUUCCGCAAAGUAGGCGACGCGCUGAAGGAGAAGUACGACAGCGCCACCGCCAUGAAGCUCAACUCUCGUGGGAAGAUGGUGCAGAUGCACAGCAAAUUCAACCCUCCCACCAGCCACGACCUGGUGUACAUCGAGCCCAGUCCAGACUACUGCCUGAAGAACCAAAGCACGGGCUCUCUGGGCACGGUGGGGCGCCUUUGCAACAAGACCUCAGAGGGCAUGGAUGGCUGUGAGCUGAUGUGCUGCGGCCGUGGCUACGACCAGUACAAGGCCCAGAUAGUGGAGCGCUGCCACUGCAAGUUUCACUGGUGCUGCUACGUCAAGUGCAAGCGCUGCACCAAAAUCGUUGACCAAUUUGUCUGCAAGUGAGGAGAUAAGCGUAGCCUGUGUGUUUUUGUUUGCAGACGAUGGGCACACAUCCAUGAGAAGAGGAGAUGAACACAGAGAGAAUGGAAGAAAGAAACUAUAUAAAUUAUAUUUAUAGAGUUAAACAAUUAUGCCAUUGCAAAAAGACUGACUCUUUUUCUUUUAAAAAAAAAAUGUUAUGUCUUCAGAAACUGAGAGUAUCGUGAAAUAUUUAUUUUGAGAUUGUUAUGUUCUAUUUUGGCCCAGUCAUCACCAGCCGAUUUUAACCCUGUCAAGUGCCUAAAGCUGGCUGGAAAUCUUCCCCCAGCCUUGUUUAAGUCCAAAAAUACCAAUUUUCUUGUCAAAUGGGUCACACUGAUUGCGAAAUUUGGACUGUGUUCCUUAUUUCGUUUGAUUUUGUGGCAAAGUUGACUAAGAGCUCUUGGUUUGUUGUUUGAGAGUGACUGUUGAGAGGCCUGUGUACUGUAGUGUGUGGAUGAUUUUUUUUUAUGUGGGCCCAUUCCCAAUUCAGCCUUACUGAACUCUGCUUGUCCCUUACCACAUAUCCACACAUAAAGCAAGGAGAACUUUUUUUUCUGGUACGAGUCCUUGGAGUACAGUGGGUACAAUAAGAGGGCUGUUCUGGGGUUUGGGCCAUUUAUUAAGCUUUCCCAGAAGCCUUAGAGUCCCCCAGGUGCUGCAUCAAGCCCUUCACCAUUAUGCACUUUGAUACAGAGGCUUAAACCUGUCUGUAUGCAUCUGUUCCACUGUUUUUACUACAGUGCAUCAGCAAAUAUAUCGAUUUAUAGUCUUCAUUCUUUUCCAUAUUAAUGCAGAUUAUCCAUUUUAACAUUAUACUACAAUAUGGUUUGAAUAUAUAUGGGCAACGUUGUGGUUACAGUGGUGAAAUAUCCCAUGCUCUGUGUAUAUAGUAUGCCUAUCCAACCAAUCAGUAAACUGUAUUUAUUUUCUUAUAAACAGAAAAGCAUCAUCACCAUCAAGGAUCCAUAUUCAGCGAGACAUCCCCAAAGUCACUUUUUAAAGUUGGUGUUCUCACAAAUGCAACUCUUCACUGUUUUUCUAAAGGGAAAUGCACCUUAUUGUUUGGAAACACAUGUUCGGCCUUCUCACUCUUGUUCAGCUUUAAUCUACACACUUAUAUUGAUAUGUAUAAAAGUUUCACAGAUGUUCAGAUUGAUCAUCAGCACAGAUAUCAAUACCACUCAGUUUACCGCUCACUAUCCCUGUGAUGAUUCUCCAUAGACAGACUGUUCCUACUGUACCAAACCAUCUAUGUAUAUUUAUAAGCUUCUCCAUGAACUUUGAGGUUUGUUAAUGUGUUAUAGCAGAUAUUUUGUUACUUUUACAAAUUGGCUCAAUGCUCUUUGUUUCAAUAAAUAUCAAAUGUAAAA
Messenger RNA from Cheilinus undulatus (humphead wrasse), 3222 nucleotides. Its product is annotated as protein Wnt-5a-like. Gene Ontology annotation, molecular function: frizzled binding; cytokine activity. Bases 404 to 1834 code for a protein of 476 amino acids. NCBI's taxonomy places the organism in Eukaryota, Metazoa, Chordata, Actinopteri, Labriformes, Labridae. The record is from RefSeq and is a predicted model, not a curated record. Gene Ontology annotation, cellular component: extracellular region. Gene Ontology annotation, biological process: neuron differentiation; cell fate commitment; multicellular organism development. The transcript has 6 exons.